CCCUAGUCUCUAUUGGCAUUGGCAUUUGUUACUUGAUCGUAAAGUUGGAGCCGAGUAAGAAAAUUGGUGAGAGAUCGUUGCUUGUGAAAGGGGAAAUGGUGCUUUCCGAGAAUGAGAGUUUUGGAAAGGACCAGAAGGAACUGGUGAAUGGUCCCAAAUCGCCAUGGAGGACGCCCGUCGCGGUUCCCAAUACGAAGCCUAUUCAGUCUGCUGCUCGUCAUGAUCAAGCUAAUUUGCCUCCAUCCUCUGCCUCACGGACUCAGAGGACAGUUGAGCCGCAAAAAAAUCAUAGAUAUGGAAAUCAAAACACUUCACAUAAUAAGCAAGGUCCAUUACGUCAUCAGAAAACAGGUUACAGAAACAAUGCACAUGGAGGACCUCAUUUACCUGUUUCAAUUCCUUAUCCUCAACAAUUACAUCCUGUCGGUCGUGGUAUGGUAACAAUGCCAUUUUAUCAAGUCCCUGGAUAUUCGUACCAGCCGUACCCUACAUCCUUUCCAACCAUGGAAAAUAGCUUGAUUAGGUCUGGGGAAUCUACUGCUCAAUUUUUUAUUCCAUCAGCCAGGGGAAACGAUGCAAGAUAUAACAUACAAGAACCUGCUGGUCAUUUCAAUCCUGCAUGGAAUGGUCAACCAACGUUUGUUCCUAGAGAAUACGCUACUUUGCAGCAAAACACUGGCCCAAUGCCUUUCCUAAUGCCUCCAGUUUUUGUUCAUGCACCUCCCUUCAUUGGUGGACCAAAUCAAACUGGUCCUCCUCCACCUGGAUCCAUUUAUGGCCUCCCUCCACAUCCGGGCCUCAUUGGUGUGCCAUAUGCAUCACAGUUUGUUCCAAAUUCUCCAAGUCCCGUCACGUAUAUGAAACCACAGGAGACCUUAGUUCCAAAAUCCAGUAUAAUAAAACAAAUUGAAUAUUACUUUAGUGACGUGAAUCUACAGAAUGAUCAUUACCUGCGCUCUUUGAUGGAUGACCAAGGUUGGGUUCCAUUAAGUAAUAUUGCUGACUUUAGAAGGGUUAAGGAAAUGCACAUAGACAUAGCAUACAUAGUUGAUGCUCUUCUUGGUUCUUCUGUUAUUGAAGUGAAGGAGAGUAAGAUCCGAAUACGUGAUGAAUGGUCAAAGUGGGUGUCAUCUUUCAAAAUAGGAGAAAUGUCCUCAACAAUUGAGAAAUCACAGGAUCAGUCUGCAGAGGAGUCUAUCACUUCUUUAAAGAAUGAACUAGAUGAAAGCUUUGAUGAAAAACAAACAGAUUAUGGAAGAUCACUGGAGCACUUAUCAUUGGAUAACGAAACUCUAAUUUCUUGUACAGAAUCAGACCUAAAUGACAAGAAGCAUCUGAUUAUCAGUGACAUGGGCACGUUUGACCGGAAAACUGAUGAUUCAUACAAGGGAAUGAGUUCAGAGUGCUAUAAUAAAUUUACUCAGCUAGGAAAUAUUGACAGCCCAGAUCAAUCUUCAGGAGUCAAGUCUGCUAAUUUCAUUGGAGAACGAGAUAUUGAAACUGACACAAUGGAAGUGUCAUUAGAACCAGCUACAGAGCAUCUGGAUAACCAAGCUGAUGAUUUUGGAAGCACAUUCAUGCUGGAUGAAGAACUAGAAGUUGAGUGGAAAACGGAGAAGGAGCCUUUAUCUUCAUCAAGAAGAAAUAUUGCUGGAAGAAUUGAUGAUGAGGAUGAUGAGCAUGAGGAUGAUGAGAUGAUUUUCAGUGAUCAGGCUAUAGAGCGGCUUGUAAUUGUCGCCCAGAAUAAUGAAAGCAGAGGAUUUGGGGCUGCGGGUAAAGAAUUGAAGUCUAUCUCCAAAGAGCAGGCUUCUACUAUUAAUGAUGGCCUUAACUUUUUUCAACAGGAACUAAAAUCUAAAAGAUAUCGCAGAAAAAUUUCUACCAAUAAUCAGGCAACUUCUACUGCAAAACCUGGUGAUCAACCUACUGGAAGCAGUAGUGAAGGCCAUGUAAAUAUUAAUUCUAGAAAGAAGCAAAAUAGAAGCUUUUCGAAGCAACAAACAACCCACAAGCCACAGUUGUUUUUUAGUUGCUCCAAGAAUUAUGGAACCUCCCAGAACUCACAUGGCAUUGUGUCAGAGAGCCCACCUAGUUCAUCUGUUGGUUUUUUCUUUGGUUCUACUCCCCCUGAAAGUGAUAGCCUGAGGUCUUCAAGGCUAAGUGCUUCUCCACAAGGAAAUAUUUCAGGCUGUAGUCCCCCUGUGGAUUCCAUGCCAAAGUCAUUUCCACCCUUUCAACAUCCAAGUCAUCAGCUUUUAGAAGAAAAUGGUUUCAAACAUCAAAAGUAUCUGAAGUAUCUGAAGCGUUGCUUAAAUGACAGAAAGAAGUUCGGAACUGGUUGCAGUGAGGAAAUGAAUAAGUUAUACCAAUUUUGGUCAUUUUUCCUUAGAGAUAUCUUUGUAAGUUCAAUGUAUGAGGAAUUCCGGAAAGUAGCCCUAGAAGAUGCUGCUGCUAGUUAUUAUUAUGGACUGGAAUGCCUAUUCAGGUUUUAUAGAUAUGGCUUGGAGAAAGAAUUCAAAGAGGACCUUUAUGAGGACUUUGAACAUCUCACACUGGAUUUCUAUUCUAAAGGAAAUCUAUAUGGGCUUGAAAAAUAUUGGGCAUUUCACCACGAUCGUGAGAUAGGCGGAGAGCAGAUACCAUGUUUGAAUAAACAUCCAAAGUUGGAUAAAUUGCUGAAAGAAGAGUUUCAAAGUCUUGACGACUUUCGUCGUGCCAAAAAAGACAAGGAGACAAACAUUAACCAACAACAUUAGCGGGUUAUUAUUUUAGACAUGAAUCUGAUGAAGAAGAGAAGAGAGGAGAGAUCUAACGACAGCUUAUUGAGGGGGAUGAUUUGGCGACCAAGUACUGUUUUUUAUUUUGUUGGGUUUUUAAUCGGUCGGGACGCUAAACCAGUUUUGUUUAGUAUUUUGCUGUUGUUAAGAGGCAGCCUAUGAAGGGGUUUGCUGGAGAAGUUUCGGUCUCUACCCAAUUUUUUUAUUUUUGCUUGUACAUAUAACAUAAUUUUGUUUACCAAUUCAUACAUUUUUUUUUAAAUAAUUUAGGAACCUAGCAUGAUCCUCGUUUUACCAUGAGGUAUAUUUUUUUUAGUGGGAAUAGAAUCUUUUGUUUGAGGUUGUUUUCA
Messenger RNA from Impatiens glandulifera, 3127 nucleotides. RefSeq names its product la-related protein 1A-like. The transcript is spliced from 14 exons. The record is from RefSeq and is a predicted model, not a curated record. Gene Ontology annotation, molecular function: RNA cap binding. Gene Ontology annotation, biological process: mRNA stabilization. Bases 96 to 2756 code for a protein of 886 amino acids. NCBI's taxonomy places the organism in Eukaryota, Viridiplantae, Streptophyta, Magnoliopsida, Ericales, Balsaminaceae.